Molecule: messenger RNA, 3079 nt
Organism: Trichogramma pretiosum
Lineage: Eukaryota; Metazoa; Arthropoda; Insecta; Hymenoptera; Trichogrammatidae
Exons: 5
Coding region: 215-2731 (838 amino acids)
Biological process (GO): transmembrane transport
Cellular component (GO): membrane
Molecular function (GO): transmembrane transporter activity
Source: RefSeq, a predicted model, not a curated record
CAAUGUCUCUGCGACUCGAUCCCGGCUCUGUGUCGAUACUACCUCGGGCCCGAAAGGACCAGUCACGUCAAUCAUCCUCUCGUCAAUACAAAUAGGACUGCUGCUGCUGCUGCUCGUUUUUUUAAAUUAAUUGACGCUAAUAAUCCACGCGAGUAAAAGAGUAAAGAAGAAAUCGUUCGUUAAAAGAAGAGAGAGUGAAGGAACUGGUAGCAAGAUGGCACCGUCUAUAAGGGCCGAGGACAUCGCGAUCGGCCGAUACACCGUCUUCUGCUUCGCGAUACUGGCGAUCAAUUUUAUCGGCGUCGGAAUGAGCCACUCGUUCGGCAUCUUCGCCAGAUACACACCGCCGGUCGAGUGCACGAGAACCAACUUGCUGGCGAAUCACUGGCCCGUCGAUGCCUGCUCCGAAAACUGCACGGUUCGCGAGUUCACGCCGAACUCGAGUCAACUGGUGACGGUCGCGACGGACUACGAGCUGAUCUGCGACAAGAGGGGCAUGACCAAUUGGAUGAGCUGGAUCUACCUUGCUGGACUGAUGGUCGGUGCUGUGAUUAUGGCUCCGAUAGUCGACAGGGUGGGCCGCAAAUACUCCACGACCAUCUGUCUCAUAAUGACGAUGGUCUUCGGUAUCGCAUACAUGACGACAUUCUCGAUAGAGAUUUACAUGUUCAUGCGCUUCAUGCAAGGCCUGUCGGUGCAAGGCAUAGAGAUCGGUACCUACGUGCUCGGUUUGGAGCUGAUGCCCAAACGAUUGCGCACGCGAGCGUCCACCAGUCUACUGUGCGCGCGGGCGCUCGGCUUCUGCCUCAUGUCCCUGAUCGACUGGGAGAUCGGCCACUGGAAGGGCGACGUGCUCGCGGCGACCGCCAUCACCGCAAUCGGCGCCAUCUCGUUCAUGGUGUUCAUGCACGAAUCGCCGAGAUACCUCUACACCGUCGACAACGUGACCAAGGCCGACCGUAUCUGCAACAUUCACAAGAUCAAGAACGACAGAAGAUCGCCGGCCGCCGCCGCCGCCGCCGAGGUCGCUGCUGCCGAUGACGAAGGCCAGGCGGCCAACGACGACCAAGACGUCUCGGCCGAGCAGACGGAGCAACAGAGGCGAGGAAGGCCGCAACGCCUCCAACGCGUGCCCAGAGUCUUGACCGCCGAGAACUUGGGCAAGAGAGAGGAGGACAUGAAAACGCGGCUGGAGCCCUCGAAUCUGUCGACCGUGUCCGAGGUUUCGACCCGUAACGCGAUGUCGGAGCGACCGGCGAUGAGCCAAAUCGGUGAAUCAGGAGAAGCCAGCGGUGUCGCCACGCCCGGCGACGUCUCCAGACAAGCGUCCAAGGGCAGCACCAACAGCGGCGUCGCCACCCCCGGCGACGUGUCCAGACAAUCUUCCAAGGGCAGCACCGGCAGCUCGACCUACUGGACGGCCGCGAGCCGAACGAGCCGCUUCAGUCGCGACUCGUCGCACACCGAGAGCGACGACGCGGUGUCGAUAACCCGAGGAGCGAGAGCCGGCUCGAUGCUGCGCAAAAUGUUCGAGCGCCGCGUCCUGUCGACCGAUUCGGAGUCGAGCUUCGAGAGGCUCGGCAGACAGCGCAACAUCUCCAACGCACCUUCGACGGAGCAGGUGGGUGGCGCGCAGCAGCAACAGGGCCAGAUGCCAACGAGCAUGAGCGACCAAUCCCUCGAGACGUGCGACUCGAUGGUUCACCAGAGCGGCGGUGGCGGCCGAGGACCUCUGCCCGCUGACCUGGAACGACUUCUGCCCCCGGACGCCGUCCCCGUCGAGCAGCGCCAAGCCAGCACCGCCGAGUUCGCCGCGUACGGCGCGAUGAGCCGCAACGUCGACGUGGAGAAUCCCACCGCCGAGAUGGAGCGCAACGCCGAGGGCGAGCUCGUGCCCAAGGGCAUGGCCAACUUCAACAUCAACCACUAUCCCGGCAUCAAGCUCAAUCUGGCCAGACUCGUCUUUCCGGGCGACGCCUUCACGCGCCAGGCACGCAACAAUCUGAUGUGCCUGUGGUUCACCUCCGCCAUGGUCUAUCACUCGCUCGUGGUGACGCCCUCGGGCAGACUCACCGAGAGCCGACACUGGAACGUCGCGCUCUCCGGUGCCUUCGAGAUCGCCGUCUGCUUCUUAAUGCACUGCCUCGUCAACCGAAAGCGCCGAGUUCAGCCGCUGAUAUACGCCCAGAUCCUGGCCGGUGGCGCCGUCCUCGUGUUGGGAAGCCUCGCGGCGACGCCCAAAGACACCUUCGCAAUACUCAAAGUUAUCUUGGCCCAUGCUGGAAAACUCGCCAACGUAGCGGUCUUCUACCUCUUACGCAUCAUGACCAUAGAGAUCUUCCCCACGAUCAUGCGUGGCACCGGUCUGGGAUUCUGCAUAUUCUUCCAGAUAUUGGGCGGAUUCGCCACCACUGCACUCGGAACCAGCGCCAAAAUCGAAACCCACUUGCCGAUGGUCGUCGUGGGAAUAUUAAGCCUCGGCGCUCUCUACUGCGCGGCCCACAUGCCCGAGACCGGCGACAUGAUCUUGAUGGAUUUGCUGAAGGAAGACGUCACCCCCUUCAACAUGAACAAGGACUCCGAACUGAACGACGAAACGGCGAACGUUGCCGCGAGCGACGAGGUAGUGUUCAGCGAAGACGAGCAACGGGAAGAGGUACAGUCUGGAACAGCAGCAGCAGCAGCAGCAGCAGCAUCACCACCAACCAGCGGGGAAGACAGUCCCGUUUAAAUUAUCGCACCUGCUUUUUAGAAUAAGUAUUAAAUAGUAAUGAUGACAGAGACGCGAGCGAUGUGUCAAGCCAGGUGUGUGCUUGACGUAACGAAUUUUUAUCUUGAGAUUUAUGUUAUGAUAUAAUAUAAUAAUAAUUGACUCUGAAAAGUAUUUCUUUUAAAUAACGAACUGUAAAUAUAAUAUUAUGACACAAUAAUAUAAACGAAUGAACGAUAAACAGUUGAGAAACUGAAGUGUACAAACAUAUACACUAUAGACUUUUAACAAUUUAACUGUGUAUUAUAAUAAUAAUAAUAAGAUUAAUUAAUGUGUCUUGAAAUAAAUGAUCGAACGAUUUCAAUAUAA